CCGGGCGCCCGGCUGGGGGGGCCGCUGGGUGUGGGGCGGCUCCGGGGCCGGGGAUGGCGGCGGCCGCGGUCGCGGCGGCUCCGGGACGAGCGGGAGGAGCCCGAAGAGCGCCGUGAGAUGGGCCGGCUCCCAAGGCAGCGGGGAGGACACUGCUUCUUACUACAGCUGCUCAGAGGCACUACUGGAAGCUCAGCAGAUGUGGGCGCCCCAGCCAGCAGCAGAGAGGGGUGCAGGGGAGCCACAGAGAAGCCCCUUCUGAUGCCCCAAGGAGCAAGCCGACCCCUUCCAGGCUCCAGGAACACCAUAAAGCAAUAUGAAACCUGUUCAUGAGAGGAGUCAGGAAUGCCUUCCACCAAAGAAACGAGACCUCCCCGUGACCAGCGAGGAUAUGGGGAGAACUACCAGCUGCUCAACUAACCACACACCCUCCAGUGAUGCCUCUGAAUGGUCCCGAGGGGUUGUGGUGGCCGGGCAGAGCCAGGCAGGAGCCAGAGUCAGUCUGGGGGGUGAUGGAGCUGAGGCCAUCACUGGUCUGACGGUGGACCAGUAUGGUAUGCUGUAUAAGGUGGCUGUGCCACCUGCUACCUUCUCCCCAACUGGCCUCCCAUCUGUGGUGAACAUGAGCCCUUUGCCCCCCACAUUUAAUGUAGCGUCUUCACUGAUUCAACAUCCAGGAAUCCAUUAUCCCCCAAUCCACUAUGCUCAACUCCCGUCCACCUCUCUGCAGUUUAUCGGGUCUCCUUAUAGCCUUCCCUAUGCCGUGCCACCUAAUUUCCUACCAGGUCCCCUCCUUUCUCCUUCUGCCAACCUCGCCACUUCUCACCUUCCACACUUUGUGCCAUAUGCCUCACUCCUGGCAGAAGGAGCCACUCCGCCUCCCCAGGCUUCAUCCCCAGCCCACUCAUUCAGCAAAGCCCCUUCUGCCACCUCCCCACCUGGGCAGUUGCCCCAUCACUCGAGUACUCAGCCACUGGACCUUGCUCCAGGCCGGAUGCCCAUUUAUUAUCAGAUGUCCAGGCUACCUGCUGGGUACACUUUGCAUGAAACCCCUCCAGCAGGUGCCAGCCCGCUUCUUACCCCUCAGGAGGGCCAGUCUGCUCUGGAAGCAGCCGCUGCCAACGGACAGAGACAGCGAGAACGAAAUUUAGUAAGACGGGAAAGCGAAGCCCUCGACUCCCCCAACAGCAAGAGUGAAGGCCAGGGACUGAUGCCAGUGGUAGAAUGUGUGGUGGAUGGACAGUUGUUUUCAGGUUCUCAGACUGCACGGGUGGAGGUGGCAGUGCCGACACACCGAGGGACCCCAGACACCGACCUCGAGGUCCAGCGGGUGGUUGGCACUUUAGCUUCUCAGGACUAUCGUGUGGUGACAGCUCAGAGGAAGGAUGAGCCCAGCCCCCUCAACUUGUCGCAUCAUACCCCUGACCAUCAGGGUGAGGGGCGAGGGUCAGCCAGGAACCCAGCAGAGAUGGCCGAGAAAAAUCAGGCCCGAGGGUUUUACCCUCAAUCCCAUCAAGAACCCGUGAAACAUAGACCUUUACCCAAAGCAAUGGUUGUAGCCAAUGGCAACCUGGUGCCCACUGGAACUGACCCAGGUCUGCUGCCCGUGGGCUCGGAGAUCCUGGUGGCAUCAAGUUUGGACAUGCAGGCCAGAGCCACCUUCCCAGAUAAGGAGCCAACGCCACCCCCCAUUACCUCCUCCCACUUGCCCUCCCAUUUCAUGAAAGGCGCCAUCAUCCAGCUGGCUACAGGGGAGCUGAAGCGGGUGGAGGACCUCCAGACCCAGGACUUUGUGCGCAGUGCCGAAGUGAGUGGGGGGCUGAAGAUUGACUCUAGCACGGUCGUGGACAUUCAGGAGAGCCAGUGGCCUGGAUUUGUCAUGCUGCAUUUUGUGGUUGGUGAGCAGCAGAGCAAAGUGAGCAUCGAGGUGCCCCCCGAGCACCCCUUCUUUGUGUAUGGCCAGGGCUGGUCGUCCUGCAGCCCUGGGCGGACUGCACAGCUCUUCUCUUUGCCCUGCCAUCGGCUGCAGGUGGGAGAUGUCUGCAUCUCUAUCAGUUUACAGAGCUUGAACAGUAACUCAGUUUCUCAGGCUAGCUGUGCUCCCCCAGGCCAGCUGGGUCCCCCCCGAGAAAGGCCUGAGAGGACAGUCUUGGGACCCAGAGAGCAAUGUGACAGUGAGGGGAAGAGCCAGCCGCCAGGUGAGGGCCCCCAAAUGGUAGAGCCCUCACAGCCGGAGCCUGGUGCUCAGGCCUGCUGGCCAGCCCCAAGCUUCCAAAGAUACAGCAUGCAAGGGGAGGAGGCGCGGGCUGCACUGCUCCGUCCCUCUUUCAUUCCGCAGGAGGUAAAGCUGUCCAUCGAAGGGCGUUCCAAUGCAGGAAAAUGAACCUCUCUCCCAGACCAGGACUGGGGCUUUACCCCAGAGCUGGGCCUCAGCGUGAGCAGGCAGAGGAUUUGCACAUGCCGAGCAGGGAAUGGCUCUCUUGGCAGUGAGAUUGGGGGGGAAAGAGGAGGCAUUGAAGGCAGCCUCCCAAGGCAGGGUCUGUUGCUCAUUACCCCAUGGCAUCCUUUCAGGGCAGCCCCAGAGGGUGCUGUGAUGGGGAGCAGCAGGCCUGAGCUAAGGAAAGAUGGGGGGUGCACACAGGAUAAGAAACAUUCCAAAUAUCAGGGCCUCCCUGUUCUUUCCUCCUCAUCCCUAGCUCCUGCAAGGGGAAGGUCGGGCUUUGGGGGCAGGUGGCAGAGGGAGGGAGCAAAGAAAGAGCCAAAAAUGAUGAUCCACAGCUUAUAGUAGCAGUUCAACUGUCUGAAGUUUUUUUCCUUUUUUUGUGGUGGGAGGGGAGGAAGCCCCAUGAUCGGGAUUAAGAGGGUUCCCACCCAGAACUCUUCUUUCGAGAGCUGUGCACUUUAAAGGGUGAUUUUGUUACAGAUGUCUGUGGGUUUGUGGGGGAGGAGCACUCGUCUGCGGGACUCGGCUUGAUCCUGUGCUUUAGCCCUUUCCAUUCCCCCACCGUUCCUCCCACAAGGCUUCUAGCACCAGAAGAAAGAGGAGCCCCUCCAGGGUUCAGAGUGAAGUACUGCUUUGGCAGGGACCCAGUUAGGGGACUUUGGGAGAAAGACCUGAUGGCCAGGUGACCGGGCUCUAGGCAGGGCUUCUGGAAAGGUAGCUGACCUAGCAGAGCUCCUUGUACCCAGCAUGCCAGACCUACUUCGAAAUCGUACUGAAUUUCUAGUUGGUAAUGGUGACUUUUGAAAGAACCAGUGGACCUUUGUCCCCAGUCCCCUACUCUCCUCCUCUGUCUAUGUUGUGCCUAAGUGCCUGCGCUGCCCCAGCCCUUCUGCCGCCCUGUCCUCUGCAUGGUGUCUUGACCUGGGCCCGAUUUGUAGCUGCACUGCCUUUCCCCUUCUGCAAAAUUGUUUUUGUCCACUCUGACCAAGACCUCUAGUGUUUGGAGUGGAGGGGGUCUCUUUGAUUUCCUCUUCAGUUAUAUUCCCUGUUUUUCAAAACUCAUAAUCAUGUCCCCUCCUCUUCUGCAGCUGAACAGCUUGGUAGAGAAACAAGAAGGGAACUGUGCCCUGGGUCAGGGCAAAUACCCCUGGCUGGGCAGUGGGCAUCCUGGUGUUUUUACACAGCCCCUCCCAUCUUAUUCCCCCUUCUGUCAGCAUUCAGGCUUCUCCGAGCCAGCCCCUCCCACAGCCAUCUCUAAGGUUCUGGGAUAGUCUUGAUAAGUUUCCAGUACCUGAAGUCUCCUAGGUCUCAUUUUGUGGUGGAGCGUUCCUCUGCAAAGAGCAUUCUCAGUCUUAGUUGCAUUUGCCCCCCCUUGUGUCUAAAGUCCACGUUUUCUUCACAACUUUUAGCAUCAGCUUGGACUGUGGGUUUCCACUGGGUAUUGAGAAUUAGGCUCCCCCACCAGCCUUCAGGUGGGUGGGUGGGUUUUUUGUUUGUUUUUCAGGGGUCUUUAGACUCUUGAAGCAACUCAGGGUAUCGUCCACCCCGCUCUCUGAUGAGGCUUCUCUCAGUGUAUGAUCCUGGCAUUUCGUUCAGAAAUGUACAUGGACUAGCCGAGGCCUUGCCUGUCAUCAGGAGUCCCAAACCUCUGAGGUCUGAUCUCUACUCUGUCAAGGACUUCAGGCAAGUCUUGUGACCUCUCGCUCUUUCACUUCCUCCCCAGCUGCCAAAUGGGGAUAAAUAAUCUUACCUACCUCCUGGGGGGAGGGGGAGUUCUGAGAAUGGAGUCAUUCUUAGUGUUCAGGUGCUAAAGGUUGUUCUCCUGGGGGAACAAAGUGACUGAGACUGGCUUGUUUGCUACAAGCCCUACACACCACUGUUUCAUUCCUAGAGAGCAGUCAGUCAGGUUUCAGAGGCCCAUCCAAAGGAAGCUGCUGACCUGACUGUGAGUACUUCAGUCUCUGGGUCACCUCCGAACCAAACACCAACUCCGGUGAACACUCAACCUUGUAUGCGUUUGGGAUCCUCACCUUUCCCUGCUCUGUCCCCCAUUUUCUCUGAAUGCUGCUUUCUCUGGCUUGUUUCCUACCGAGGGGGCCUGUGGGGCUAAGUCUUUGAGGAAUCCUCUCAGACAAUAGCCCUGGGAGAAGACCUCAUCUCUGCCUGUUCUGUGAUCAGCUCAUUCCUAGGGAUUGUUGUUUGCACGGGUUUCUCAGAAAUCUCCCUCAUAGGA
This is a messenger RNA of Lontra canadensis (Northern American river otter), 4673 nucleotides long. It is a transcript of the gene ATXN1L, whose product is annotated as ataxin 1 like. Gene Ontology annotation, molecular function: protein binding; RNA binding. Lineage: Eukaryota; Metazoa; Chordata; Mammalia; Carnivora; Mustelidae. Gene Ontology annotation, biological process: anatomical structure development; regulation of DNA-templated transcription. Gene Ontology annotation, cellular component: nucleus. The transcript has 3 exons. The coding region runs from base 314 to 2380 and encodes 688 amino acids. The record is from RefSeq and is a predicted model, not a curated record.